UCACGCGAUUCCCCCCCAACGCACCCCUUCAGUAUCCAACAAAGCACACCGCUCAAGUACCACCGCCAACAGAGUAAUUCAGCAUGGGUACGUCGGCUUCAAAGGCCGCACAAAGCACAACUCGGAAGUUUCCGAGCAGGGCCAGCAACUUUGCCGCGCCCUCGUCGACCCCGAGCCCCCGACCACCACCCGCGCCGAGGCAAAAUCCCACAUCCAAGAGAGGGCCGUCAGUAAAGGAUGAAUCAAUCCGCCUCGACGCAAUGGACCCUUCCCCACCGACCAACAACCCAGCCUUUGCCGACCGCUUGCGCCAGAUCGGCGCCGUGCAGCCGAACCCGACGCUGUCGCACUCGUCCACCUUUGCACAGCAGGGCGGCGCCUCGCCGGCAGCAUACAACAAUUACGGCCGCACUGCACACCACCCCUCCAUCGCGCAAAACACGACGCUGUCGGCGCUGGCGGCGCGCCAUAGGAUCCAGGAGCAGGCGGACCGCGAGUUUGCCGACAUGGGCAAGGCCAGCUUCGGGGGCCGCGAGCUGCUCGACGCCGCCAUGCUCCGCGACGUGCUGGUCAUGAGGUCGCGCGGCGUCGCGCCCGAGCGCAUCGAGGAGAGGCUCAGGUUGAAGCCCGGUAUGGUCCGACGACUGGGUCCGCCGGGUGUCGUCGCGGCCCUGGGGACCAACUGAGCCGGUGGAAAAGACAGAGAGAAAGAGACAGUGCGUGGCUUUCUGCUGUGCCGUCAUGUUUUUUAUUUCUUACUUUUUCCGAGGUUCAAAUCUUUUGUAACACCACUGUAUGAUAUCCAUUACGCCAUGCAAAAUAUACUGAGCAAAUUGAGGGUUUUCUGUGCUUACUGCCGAAUAUAUAAAGACAUGUCAACUCUAGAGCAAACCCGAAUGCAGCGUCGCAGGACCAUGACAAAGGCAAAAAGAAAUAUAAAAAGCCCCAAAGAUAAGAACGACCAACGCCAAACCGGCUGACUAUCCAAAGAAAAAUGAGAUCUCGCUUUCUUAAAAACACCCACAUGUCCUUUCUGCUGUCUCUCACCACGCGGCGUGGCCACCGUCUAUCCUGAGGUCGCUACCGGUCAUGAAGCUGCUGGCGUCGCUAAGCAGGAAGACGGCAGCGCCGCGGUACUCCUCGGGAGUGCUGAGACGGCCCAGCAUGUUCUCCUUGGUCCAGUUGGUGCGGAACUCAGGGUGUUCCUUGAAUAGGUCCUCCGUCAUGGCCGUCACGAUGUAGCCGGGCGAGAUGGUGUUGACCCUGAUGCCGAGCUGGCCCCACUCGGAUGCCAGGUUGCGGCCGAGCUGGAUGACUGCGGCUUUGGAGGCGUUAUAUACACUGAAUUAAAUUUUCUUGUCAGUUUCUUUUUUUUUUCUUUUUUUUUUUUUUUGGG
Pyricularia oryzae 70-15 is the source of this 1396-nucleotide messenger RNA. RefSeq lists its product as uncharacterized. The record is from RefSeq and is a predicted model, not a curated record. The transcript is spliced from 2 exons. NCBI's taxonomy places the organism in Eukaryota, Fungi, Ascomycota, Sordariomycetes, Magnaporthales, Pyriculariaceae. The coding region runs from base 84 to 686 and encodes 200 amino acids.